Molecule: messenger RNA, 1833 nt
Organism: Colletotrichum godetiae
Lineage: Eukaryota; Fungi; Ascomycota; Sordariomycetes; Glomerellales; Glomerellaceae
Product: Gtr1/RagA G protein conserved region-domain-containing protein
Exons: 2
Coding region: 481-1596 (371 amino acids)
Biological process (GO): cellular response to starvation; negative regulation of autophagy
Cellular component (GO): fungal-type vacuole membrane; nucleus; Gtr1-Gtr2 GTPase complex
Molecular function (GO): GTP binding; GTPase activity
Source: RefSeq, a predicted model, not a curated record
CUGAAAGAUGGAGAACUGAGGAUGGCGAAAGCGAAGGGACUCAGUCGUGCAGAGGUUCCUGGUGGUGGGGGCCCCCAGGCAGCGGCUUAUCUUAUCGGAGCGCGCAAGCUCCGGUACGUCCACCGUCCAGGUACGUACUGCGCGGCUCCUGGAAAUCAGGUCGCAGCGCCCAUCCAUAGGCGGCGGCCAUGAUCAACAUUCAGUCCCAUCGGGUAUUUCAACAUCGCAACCAGGCUACACAAACUCAAUCGCUAUCGAGCGAUCUUCUUUAGCACCGCAUACCAGUCACUCGUUUGAUUUCCAGAACUGUUCAGUCUGUACGCAAGCCUCAAGACGCCCCGACAACGAACCGUGUAAACAAAGUAUCCGACGACACCAAAAUCCCAAUUGCCAAACACCACACACCCAAUCCACGAACCCCUCUUCACCACGUGCUGGAUAGCUUUCCAAAUCGCGAGCGCAGGAUAGCCUACACACACCAUGGCUGACGCCGGCUACACCAAUGGACCGGACAACACGCCCCUGGCCGAGGUCAAGAAGCCCAAGAAGAAGAAGGUCCUGCUCAUGGGCAAGAGUGGCUCCGGAAAGUCGAGUAUGCGAAGCAUCAUCUUUAGCAACUACAUUGCCCGUGAUACGCGGAGACUCGGCGCAACAAUAGACAUCGACCUCUCCCACGUCAAAUUCCUCGGAAACCUCACCCUCAACCUUUGGGACUGCGGUGGCCAAGAGGCCUUUAUGGAAAACUACCUCUCCCAGCAGCGUGUCCACGUCUUCUCCAACGUUGGCGUCCUCAUCUACGUCUUCGACAUUGAAUCACGCGACAUUGACCGCGACCUCGCAACCUACGUCUCCAUCAUCUCCGCCCUCCUCCAAUUCUCCCCAGGAGCCAAAAUCUACGUCCUCAUCCACAAGAUGGACCUCGUCGUCCCCGCCCACCGCGAAUCAGUCUACGACGACCGCGUCCGCGUCGUCCGCCAACGCACCGCAGAGUACGCAAACAGUAUCGGCUACCUCCAUAACCAGCACCCGGACGCCGCCGACGACCCCACCAGCCCUUCGACCGCGCCCCCGGCCGGCGGCUUCGACAUCACCCCUUUUGCAACCAGCAUCUGGGAUCAGAGUCUCUACAAGGCCUGGGCGAGCAUCAUCCACGACCUCGUUCCCAACCUAGCCACCAUCGAACGCAACCUCGCCAACCUAGGCGUCGCCAUCGAGGCAGAGGAGCUCCUCCUCUUCGAACGCACCUCCUUCCUCGCCGUCUCCUCCUGGACAUCGGAAGAAGGCCAGCGGAACCCCACCGAGGACAGGUUGGAGCGCAUGUCCAACAUCAUGAAGCACUUCAAGCAGACCAUCAGUCGCUUCACCGGUACCCCGCGUAACGCAGAGCAGUUUGUGCGUAUGGAGCACAAGGCUGGCACGCGCUUCAACCUCUUCAUCCUCAAGUUCACGACCAAUACCUACCUCAUGGUUAUCCUGCCGCCCGGCGAAGCCAGGUUCAACGCCGCCAUGCUCAACUGCCAGAUUGCUAUUGAGCAUUUCAAAUUCUUAGACGGCCCAGCCACCAUGAUUUCGCAAGGCGGUGGUAGCACGGCAUGAGAGUAUUGCGACGAUAGACUGUAAAAAGAAAAAAAAAAGACGGACCUCGCAGAUCUUGUGUCGAGUUGAGUGAUACGUAUAGGCGACAGACGGUUUGCCGCAGCGGCGUAUGGCAAGGGAUGAUUAAUGAUACCAUUUCAAAAGGGCGUUGAAGGACUCAGGACUGUACAACAGACAUGUACAUGUACACAUAGUAUAAGGUGCUGCGGCAGCAAAAGAAAACUUGCCAACCUGAUG